AUGGCUGGAUCCGGAAAGACCCAACUUGCCCUCAGAUAUUGCGAGAGGCAGUCCGCAAGACGACGAUUUAUUUUUUGGAUCAAUGCGGAGAGCGAGCAGAGUACAAGAAGAGCAUUCAGCAGUCUUGCCGAUGACUUUGCAGCUCAAAGUCACAUCGUGAUGACGUCCUCGGACUUAGAUGCGAAGGUUCGCUAUGCUGUACGUAGUAUGAGCGAUCUGAAGUCGCCUUGGAUAUUGGUCUUUGACAACUACGACGACCCAGCAAGUUUUCCAGGUCUCCGAUCCUUUAUGCCAUCCAUAACAUCUUCCGCAUGUGGUACCGUGCUAGUAACCAGUCGUCAUCUAGAUGUUGUUCGACUUGGAGGUAGCAAGAUUGAAGUCGGGCCAAUGGAGGAAGAAGAAGGAAUCGACCUCCUUCUGGCUCGAGCUUGCCCCUUGGUCUCGACCGAAAACCGGAAUCUUGCGAGGCCAAUUGUUUGCCGUCUUGGUGGCUUAGCCCUCGCAUUAGAUCAAGCUGGUAGCUAUCUACAAAAGACGAGAAUACCGCUUCCGGACUUCAAUGAGCACUUCGAGGCACAAAAGAACUACAUGUUACGACAUACACCUUUAUUGUGGAACUACACGAGACAGUCAGGAGAAGGAGAAACCGAGUCAAGAUUAAAUGUUUUCACCACUUGGGAAUUGUCGUUUAAAUUUCUUCAAAGAAUUUCUCGACCAUACCAAGUCGAUUUCACGAUGCUCUUGGGCUUUCUCCACUGCACCAGCAUCUCUGAAAAGCUGUUUCGAAUUCACCACAAGAGCAUCUGCCUUCCACUUGAGUCAGAAGGUGCCACAGCAGAAUUCACUAACUCUGGUUCGCAGACUUGGAGCGAAGGCUUUACUGAUCAAGUUGGCAGAUGGAACUGGAUCUCGUUCAGAACAUUUUUGUCUACACUGCACAACCUUUCCCUUAUUCAGGGGUUCUCAGUAAUAGAGGACAAGAUCUGCUUGUUUGCUUUACACCCAGUGGUUGCUGACUGGAUUAAACUGCGGGUGGACAUUUGUGCGCGUAAGCGAUAUACGAUCGAAGCUGCAAGCAUUUGCCACAGCGUUAUCGUUUCUGAUGAGCUCUCCGAGUUCUCACCGAAAGACAAGCAAGAUCUCUUAAGGCAUAUGGAUGAAUGUCUUAAGAAUGAAGCCUUCGACAGGGCAGAGCUCUGCUCACAGACGAUCAUAGUCAACUCUUUCGCAGAUUUCUAUCACUCCCAAGGACGUUAUGAACAAGCUGCAGGCUUAUAUCAGCAGUUGCUCGAGCAUCCAUUUUGCGUUGAUCCUAUUCAGCAGGCGCGAAUAAAUCAUGUGUUGGCCAUACUUUAUCAUUCUCUCGGCCGGUAUCAGGAUGCAGAGUCUUUGCACAGACGUGUACUAGCGGAGCGUGAAGCGCAUCUAGGAAGGGCACAUAAGGAAACCCUAUGCACAAUCGAAUCCCUGGCUAAUCUCUAUCGAUCCGGCGGGAGGUAUUCAGAGGCGGAAAACUUGUAUACCGAGGUUCUCAAGGAGCGCGAGAAUCUACUUGGCGUAGACGAUCCGGAUACCAUGCAGGUUGUGUCAGAGCUCGCUAAUAAUCGCCGAUCUGAAGGUCGGUAUGAGGACGCUGAAAACCUAUACCGUCGAGCACUGGCAGUCUACGAAAGCAAGCUGGGUCAUCAUCAUUCCACAACAAUCACCUUAGUAAAUGACAUGGCAAGUUGCUUUCAAUCUCAGGGCCGAUACUUCGAUGCUGAAGUCAUGUACCUGCGGGCUCUGAAGGAGCGCAGGACGAAUUUGGGGGACACACAUCCAGAUACACUUUGGACUAUGGCAGAUCUCGCAAACAACUUCCAGUCGCAGGGACGAUAUCACGAGGCGGAGACAUUAUACCGCAAGACAGUGUCAUGCGAUGAAUUGGUAUAUGGGAUGGACCACCCAGAGACUCUGUGGGCGCUCGAUGGUCUAGCUAAUGUUGUUCGACAGCAACAUCAUUACGAUGAAGCGCAGAGUUUGUACGAACGAGCACUUUCAGGCCGUGAGAAGCGCUUGGGGUUCAAUCACCAUAACACUUUACGGACUCUGGUGGGCUUGGGACUGGUUUUUGGAGAACAGGGUAAAUUAGAUGAAGCUGAGCCCUUGUAUGAACGUGCUCUUCAGGGUUUUCGACAGCAGUUUGGCCCCGACCACCCAAAGACCCUCAACGUAAUCCACAUUUUGGCACAGAAUUAUGCCUCGAAAGGAGCAUACACAGAAGCAGAAGAGCUUUAUCUUACUGCUCUUGCAGGCUUGAACAUCCGCCUGGGUCCCGAUCAUGCUCGGACUUUGCAGGUGGCUCAUCAUCUGGAAACCUUGUCGUGUAUUCCAGAGUCUCAACUGCACACAUCUUGCAGUUGA
This is a messenger RNA of Exophiala aquamarina CBS 119918, 2403 nucleotides long. RefSeq lists its product as uncharacterized. Bases 1 to 2403 code for a protein of 800 amino acids. The transcript has a single exon. The record is from RefSeq and is a predicted model, not a curated record. Gene Ontology annotation, molecular function: protein binding. Lineage: Eukaryota; Fungi; Ascomycota; Eurotiomycetes; Chaetothyriales; Herpotrichiellaceae.